AUGGCAAUAGCCUUUUUGAAUGGGGUUGCGACCUGCGUUCAACCACCCAACAUCCUUGAUUGCGAUUGGGGAUGGUUAGUUGCGACUCGGGUAGUUCCGUCCUGCCGAAAUAUGCUCAACCACCUAACAUUCCUGAUUGCGAUUGGGAAUGCUUGGGUUGCGACUCAGAAGGAAAAAAAGUCAAAAUCGAUUGAUAACUUCUGGAAGACGGUUACGUUAGCGCAAGAGAAGAAAGUGGCAAAUGAAAUCGAACGUUCAGUUUUAAUAAACCCGCUACAUCCGCUAUAUACUCAACCCUUCAACGUGAUAGGCAAGAAAGUUUGGUUCGAAAAAAAAAACACAGAAGCGAUUAAUAACGAACAAAAUUUAGGUGAAAAGCGAGUUGAGGAAGAACAUACGAGAAGGUAUAGUCUAAGAGAACGAGAAGAAAUUGAUUAUGCCGAAAUUUCCGAUUCAGAUAUUUCGGAUCCAUAUCAUGAACGGAUGUUCCGUCCCACAAACUGGACAACCCGGAAUGGAAAUCCUCCAGUUAUAUCACCAUACAGGCCAAUUAUAACGAAAGCAACAUAUGAUCAGAUUUCAACACAUAUAAUUUGCACCUUCAACACAACAAUACAUCUUGUUAAGGAAACAACAGAAAGUACUUUAUAUGAAAAAAUCGAAAACUUCUCAAGAUGA
Paraglomus brasilianum is the source of this 678-nucleotide messenger RNA. The record is from the annotation of a GenBank genome assembly. NCBI's taxonomy places the organism in Eukaryota, Fungi, Glomeromycota, Glomeromycetes, Paraglomerales, Paraglomeraceae.